AUGGGACCUGAGUUACGAGAAUUAAUUGUUUUACAGGUUGUUUAUAGUCUUUUAAUAAGCAAUGGUCGGAAAUUGAGUGAUGUUAAUAGUACUGAGUAUGCUUCUUCUGUUUCUGGUUUUAGCAGUGGAGCUGUUUAUAAGGUUUCCUUAGUGAAACUUGCUAAUGAAGUUCAAAAUAAUAUUUUGAUUAAUCAGAUGGUUGGUAGUAGUGAAGCUAAGCUGGAUAUUAGUGAUAUAUUACAAAUAAUACGAGCACUUUUCCCCAAGAAUAGAACUAUUUUGGUUGAUGGUCAGAUAAAUUUCCAUAAGCUGGAGUUGAACAAGCUGCGAGAAGAGCUGUUGAGGAGAUAUACGAUGUUUAAGACUAAUCAAAUUAAUCAGAUCAAAUCGUUGGAAGAUGAGCUUAUUAGUGGUGGGAAAACUCAGGCUGCAAAAGCUUCGCCAUCUAUUGCGGAAUCGAGCUCUGCUAGUACUUCUACUGCUACACCAGCAGCCUCAUUGUCACCUACAGCUACUACAGGUAAAAAGAAUAAAAAUAUUGUAGUGGUAGAUCCAAAAAGAGAGAAGCUAUUACAACUUUAUCGUGAUACUGUUCUAAAUAAAUUACAGGGUAAAAACAAGCUAUUCGAUGAAUUAUAUGAUAGACUGGAUAAAAUAGAUGAAAAUGACAUUAGUUCAGGUAUAGUCUAUGAAGAUAUCCAAUUGGAUAGGAUUAAAAACGAAACUCCAAGCAGUGUACAUGACUUGCAAUUGAUCUUGCAAAGAAGUAUAUGUGAUAGUUUAAUGAGAUUCCCUGUAGGGAGUGAGAAUUGGAAAUUAGCAAAGCAAGUUCAAAUAGAUCUUGACGAGACAGUUCAAUUCAUGAGAAGGGCAUUAGAAUAG
This is a messenger RNA of Vanderwaltozyma polyspora DSM 70294, 882 nucleotides long. RefSeq names its product Eaf5p (gene EAF5). NCBI's taxonomy places the organism in Eukaryota, Fungi, Ascomycota, Saccharomycetes, Saccharomycetales, Saccharomycetaceae. The coding region runs from base 1 to 882 and encodes 293 amino acids. The record is from RefSeq and is a predicted model, not a curated record. The transcript has a single exon.